UUUUUUUUUAUAGCAGCAGCGCUGGGUCCGGCCAUAUUGGAGCUUUGGAAAUAAAGCGGCUCUAAUAUUCUAUGUGCCCUGGAAAUAAAGCCGUGCAUUUGAAAAAACCAAACCCACCACCACCUCCACCUGCCAGGCCAGGCCAGGCCCACAGCCAUCUCCACGCACGGGGCCCUGACCAUGGGCCGGGGACCGUGGCUCCUGCAGCCCUGCCUGUGCCUCUUGGGGCUCAGCUUGCUCUUCUCGCUGGCGCCCCCCAGCCUGGGCAUGGAGGUCAUGGCACCCAUCACCGUCAACGCGCUCAACGGCUCCUCCGUGCGCCUCCCCUGCACCUUCAACUCCUGCUACAAGGUGGAGAACAAGCAGUUCUCCCUCAACUGGACGUACCAGGUCUGCGACAACUGCACCGAGGAGCUGUUCCUGCAGUUCCGGUUGAAGAUCAUGAACAAGCAGCUGGACCGCUUCGGGGACCGGGUGCAGUUCACCGGGAACCCUAGCAAGUACGACGUGUCCUUCACCCUGCGGGAUGUGCAGCUCGAGGACGAGGGCACCUACAACUGCUAUGUGCUGAACCCCCCGGACCGGAACCGGGGCCACGGCCGCAUCCAGCUGAAGGUCCUCACCGAAGAGCCCCCAAAGCGUGACUCAACGGUGGCCGUCAUCGUGGGUGCCUCGGUGGGCGGCUUCCUGGCCGUGGUGAUCCUGGUGCUGGUGAUUGUCAAGUGCGUGCGGAGGAAAAAGCAGCAGCGGCUCAACACAGACGACCAGAAGACGGAGGAGGAGGGCAAGACCGACGGCGAAGGCAACCCGGACGAGGGCACCAAGUAGCUGCCUGCCCCACUCGCCCCUGUACAGCGUGACCCCUCGAUGUGCUUCCCAAGCAAGGAUGUCUGUCUCCCCAGAACUGCCCAGCACCCCUCCAUCUCCCGGACCCCCCAGGACUCCCGGUGCCAGCAGGGCGUGGUGAGGCGCGUGCCGCGCGGGGGCAGAGCAGCGAGCUGCUGCGGGGGCGCUGGGCAGGGUGGGGAGCUCGGCUGAGUGCCAUGAGCCCGCCCUGCGCCAGGCCUGGGGCAGCUGGUGCCCAGCUCUUGCUAUGAAGCAGGAGGGGUCUGAGUACCCCCGGGCAGGGCCUGUGGAGAGGCUGUGGCCUGGCGGGGAGCAGGGGCAGUGCCCAGCGGCAGAGCGAGGAGAGGGUUGGGGAGCAGGAGAGCGCGGAGAGGGCAGGGCAGGGCAGCGGUGGGUGUAGCGGGGAGCCUUCCUGCCCCGGCCCUGGUGCUUGGGGGCCUUUGCUGCUGGGUCAGGAUUUGGUGAGGCCUAGGGGGGACGCUCAGGGAUCCAAGGCCGAGGGGCCCAUGGAGCUCCACAGCCUUCCCCUGGGAGCUGCUUUCUGCCACCAUGGGCCAGUCCCUCCCCAGGCUGCUCCAGCCUCCUUGUGUGCAGAAGGCUGCGGACUUGCCCCUGCCCCUGCCCCUGCCCGAGCGCUGCGGCCGGCCCCUGGCGAGCCCCAUCCUCACUGCCAUUCCCAGGGUGGCCAGGGAGAGCUGCCCGGCAGCACUGGGGGCACCACGGGAAUGCGUGCUCCCUUCUCCGGUGCCUCUCAGAGGCAAGUGGGCCAGGGCUGUCUGCAGGGAAGGAGGGGCUCAUGGCCUUGCGCCUGGCCAGUGCUCCCGGCUUUCCUUGGGAGCUUCCGUGUCCUGGGAACGCACCGCGCAGCACGUGUUCCGGGGCCAGGGCUGGGGCCAGGGCAUGGUGGAGGCAGUCCCAAGGGCAUCAGGGCACUGGUGGAGAGGACAGGCAGGAGGGGCAUUACUAGUCGUACAGAGACCAUCCAGCCCCAGCCCCAGCCCUUGCAGCUGAUCUAGCUCCCGGGGCCUGGUUGUGUCCAGGGGAAUUCACCGGAGCAAGGCCUGAGAGCAACCGGUGAUGGGACAGCAUGGGGGCCGGCCCCAGACAUGCCUGGGGGCAGUGGUGGAGAGGAGCUGGGGGAGGGUGGCAUGGUCUGAGCACGGGCCAGGUUGCUCGUAGGCCUGGUGUGCCAGUGCCAGUCCUGGCUCCAGGGGACACCCUGUGGACAGUCCUUCCCCAGGGCUGCCUCAGUUUCCCUGCAGGCAGUUCAGUUAGCAAGAGCUGCCAGGGAGGAGGAGGGGGGUCUGAGGCAGCUGGCAUCCUCCUCCUGUGUGUAAGUCUCCCCCCAGGCCCUGCCCCAGCCCUGGGGACACUGCCAGUGCCAGCCACAGGGUUCAGGCUCAUGGGGGCUGCAAAAGCAACGGGGCUGGUCCCUGGCCAGCUCUUGCAGCCAGGCGGGGUGGGCGGCUUGUGCCCUGCUGCCACUGCCUCUGGCCUGAGGGCUGGGCCCACCGUGGAGCCCAAGUCUUCCUGGGUCUUUCCCUGGGAAUUUCAGAUGGAAAGUCCCGGGCAGACACCAGUAAAAGGGAGCUCGCGGGGGCAGGCAGGGCCAGGGGCCAGCAGGGAGGGCACUGCUGUGAGGGGCCGCCUGGGCGGCGCGGGCAGGACCCAGGCUGCUCCCUGCCUUCCCCGAGCAGGGAGCAGCGCAGGGCUCGUGGUGCACAGCGCUCCUCCAAGCCCCCGGCCAGGCUCCAUUUGUAACUGCCAAGGCGCGACACUGCCAGUUGGACCCGCCGGGUCGCCCCCGCGUCCCCUGCAGCUGCUCCGUUCUCCCGCGGCUGGAGCGAGGCUGUCCUGAUGCCUCCCCCACCCGCAGCCACCCCUGCUCUACACGGGCUGUGGCCAGUGGAUUGCUUUUUACUGCUCGCAGAUCUUACUGCCAUGGCAGCCACCGGGGUCCGAACCCGCUGUCCCAGGGCUCUCGCUGGGUCCCGGCUUCUGGGGGCCCUUCCUAAACACUGCUGAGAGAGGGGGAAUGGCGCAGGAACAGGGGGUGGGAAGCCGGCACUCCUGAGUCCUCUGCCUGCCUCUGCCACUGGCUCCUCGGGUGGCCUGAGCAAGUCCCUUGGCCUCUGCAUCCCCAUCUGCCAGGUGGCAGUCACGGGGGUGCUGAGCCUCCGGCCCCGACUGUGCGCGCAGCUCGGGGGCCCCGAGGAGAGAAGGGCUGUGUCAUCGGGGGUCAGGCUGGAAGCUGGGUGCCUCCCACCCCAGGGUAUUCUGGGCGCAGGGGGGACCUUCCCAGGACCCCCACCAGACCACAGCACAGGUGGGGGAGGUUCGCUUGUCAACCCAAGGCCCCUUCUCCCCUGCUGCCAGGCCCUACCCCAGGCAGCAGCAGCACUGGACAGGACCCCCAUGGCUGGGUGGAGUGCCAGGCCCUCCUGUGCCCCCCACCGUGCUGCCCGUCAGCCUUGGGCGAUGCCAGGCCCUCUGCGCUCCCUGGCAUCCUGUCUCUAGCUCAGACUGGCCACGGCCAUCUGCACCGGUGCCCAGCACUGUCGCUGCCACGGGAGACACCAUCAGACCCAGGAGAGUGGGGACAGCGAGGCAUUUGCAGAGGGAAGCUGCCUCCAGAAAGCCCUGUCUGCCUCCUGGCCCUGAACCCUCGUAGCUUCCCGGCCAGGGCUCUGCAUCUCCUCCCAGCCCUUGCGCCCUGCCUGGCCCUGGCUCACAUUGUCACCAGUCAGACGUACAACAUGAAUGUGCUAGGUAUCUCCAGACUGUCGUGUGGCUUCCACUCCUUUGGGCGUCUUGCUGCCCAGCAGAACUGAAUGCAAGCUGCUUGCCCCCUGCCCUCCCCCUGGGUCUCAUCACAUGUGCCAACUACGAUGCCAAGCAGUGGGGGACUGGUGGGGAGGCAGGUUCUCCUGCCACCGUCUCCUGCUUCAGGGGAGGGGACGAGAGCAACAAUUUUGUGGCCAAAGGUCUUUGACUGUUGCAAUCUCUCCUGACUGUCCGUUAUUUCUGUUCCCUGCACACACUGCCCCUGGAUUGCAACCUGCCAAUGAGUGUGUAUGUACAUACGUGUACACAGGAUAUACAGUAUAGCUCUAUCUCUCUCUAUAAAUAUGUAUACAUGGAGCCAUUGUUAUAUUCAGUUGCGCCUUUUCUUUUGGUUUUGUAUCUGCCCUGUUUCCUUUGCCAAGUACCUGCCAGUGCUGUUCUCACCAGAGCCCGAGUGCAGAACAUUUUUAUUGCUCUUUUUACAUUUAAGAAACAAAAGAGAAACCUAACAAAAGUCAGCCUCUGCACUGAACGCUGCUGUUUGUCAGGGAAAGAGAGCAUUUUUGCCACUGUCUCUGACACUGCUUCAGCCCAGACAAGACUCUGCUCUGUCCAGGCAUGUCUGUCUGCAGGAACAAAACAAUAAAAACAAAAAAGCACAAGUGUCUUCUGAAA
Molecule: messenger RNA, 4305 nt
Organism: Alligator mississippiensis (American alligator)
Lineage: Eukaryota; Metazoa; Chordata; Crocodylia; Alligatoridae
Gene: SCN2B
Product: sodium voltage-gated channel beta subunit 2
Exons: 4
Coding region: 181-828 (215 amino acids)
Cellular component (GO): membrane
Source: RefSeq, a predicted model, not a curated record